AUGGAUUCAAUUAGUCGGUCAGCAGAAAUCCGCGAGCCUUCAAAAAGCAGCGUGAAGACUGCAAUCCAUCACGCAAACCGCCUUUUUUCAUUUUCUGUUUCUAAACCUAUGCUCAAGCAGCGCCAAGCAACCGAAAGCUGGAAGGGAAAAAGGCAAGCAUUGCAAACGGCUGCUUUCCUUCUCCUCUGACUUCAUCAUAAUAGAGUAGCGCUGAAAACCUGCUCGGGAUUUCUAGCAAAAGCCCUAACCGGGGCGGUUAAUCAAGGGUUAACAGGGAAGCCCCCGCAAUGCAUGACGGGAGUUGUAGUCGCCGGCGGUUCCGAAGGGCGCAAACCAAUCGCUCGCUCUUCCUCUUUCCCUGCUUGUAAUGGCCGCUUCCAGGAAGGUAAGGCGGGUUUGGCUCCCGUGCUACUCAAAAGGGAUCGGUGGGCAGACGGGGCGCCGGAGGAUCCGGUGCAGCCGCUCUGGGGUUCCAAGUUGCCCGAAUGCUUUUCAAAUCGCCCUUUUCCCCGUUUGGAGCAAAAACUUGACAGGUUGAGCCCCCAAGUUACUCCCAGUUGCAGCUUAAGUUUCUUUUCUGGCCAUGUCGUGUGUCGCUGCGCGUGACUCCCAAGCACGGAGCUUUUCCCUCCUGGCCUCGGGUGGUUUCAGGAUGAUUUGAUUUGCCUGAUUUAUGUGUUUUCUCCCUUAUUCUUUUUUAGUAGUAGGCGUUGUCCAGGACGGCUGUCAGCUUCCUAAGAUCCCAGCGCCAACCACUCCAGGGAAUACCCUAAAUACACAGGCUGUUACCCGCCGGUAAGGUACUGCUGGUUGUGUUCGUGGGACUGCCGUGUUAUCCAAGGAUAUAGCUUGCUCUCUUCCUACAGGGGUAGUUAGCCAUGUUGGUUUGCUGUAGCAACAGAAACUGCAGAGUCCACAGUUAGGGCAUAAACUUUCAUGGGCUGGAAUCCCCUUCAACCAAUGCUUCCUUAAAUAUUAGGCAUUGCUUACUUUUAAGAGAAGUAUCGCAUUCCUUGUUGAUUUGAGAAGGGGGGGGAUCGCAGUGUUCAAUCCUCACCUUGUCUGCUUACAAGUAAGCCCUGUUGAACUCAGUGGAUCUACUCAGAGCUGUCAACGUUUCCCUUUUUUUAAAGGGAAAUUCCCUUAUUCCGAAUAGGAUUCCUCGCAAGAAAAGGGAAAAGUUGACAGCUAUGGAUCUACUCCCAGGUAUGUGGGUUACAGAUUGUAGUCUUAGUCCGCCAUUUAGACCUUAGUGUUUGCGUUGUUGCUUGAAGAAAAUCCUCUGUUAUUGUAUCCUUAUAUAUACACCCGUCAAAAUGUUUUGCUGUUUUACUGUUUCAAUGUUUUACCCUUUUUCUGGGAAUCUGUAGGAAGAGGAUAGAGAGUUCUGUUCCUGCUGUAUUUUUGUGAAGCAUGUGAAUGAGGGAGCUUUUCCUGCUGUGGUAUAGGAAGUUGCCGUAUACAUUUGUUCCAUCUAAGUCAGCUGACUACUGGCAUCUCUCCAGGGUUUUGAGCAGCAAACCUUUCCUAACCAACCUGGUGUUGUUGGGGUUUAGACCUGAGCCCUACCACUGACCUCAACCCACUUGGGGUCUCUGGCAGGCACAGAGCCAAUGGGAUGCUCCACCCUUUCUCCUCCAGCUGGACACUUGCCUGCAUGUGUUUCUUGUAUUUUAUGGCUACCAGGCUAGUGUUUAAAUACAUGGCUGCUUAAUAUAAGACUUCCCUUAUUGUAAAGCUUAAAUUUGCUGUGUUUAAAUAAAGCAUUGUAUUAGUAAACUAACAGGGAAUGUCUAUUUUUAGAAACCAACAAACAUUUUGUUUUUUAAAUAGUGCAGUUUACGAGUUUGGACCUAUUGUGCCAAAAAUGGGGCAAAAUCAUGUUUUGAUCCACCAUCUUGGAUCAAAUUGGUGCCUGGCAUCCUAACAGCAACUAAGUUUGCCGCCCCCAUCUCGGAAACCCUGAAGCAGAGUUUGGCAAUGCUAUCUCAAGAGAGAGCCAAGCCUAUGCCAAAAAAUGGGUGCAGUCACAGAAAAGUCAUGUGUCAGCCAGCCAUCUGGAUUCAAAAUGGCAGCCAGCAACUAAACAUGGACAGAUAGCACGGCCCCCACCUCAGAAACGCCUCGUGCCAAGUUUAGCAAUGAUAUCUUGAGAGGUGUCCAAAUGUGUAGAGAACAGAUGGACAGACAAACCCCUUUUCAAAAUAUAUAGUAGAUGAGCUGUCAUUUUUAUUGUAGUACUUUAAAAAAAAAUAUUAAUGCAGUUUUCACUUCAGAUUAUUAAUCUGCAGUACCUGUUUCCUGUUUCACUCAGUCUGCUGUGGCCUCCACAUUACUCCAUCCAUCACCCCCCAAAACAGUUGUCAUGAAGAAAAUUGUCAAUAAAUGAAUUCUCAAUAAAUGCAUGUUCUUUCAUCAAAAUAGCUCAGUUGGUAGUACAUAAGAUUCUAACUCUCAGGGUCAUGGGUUCAAGCCCUGUGUUGAGCAAAAAGAUUCCUGCAUUGCAGGGGGUUGGACUAGAUCAUCCUUGUGGUCCCUUCCAACUCUACAAUUCUAGGAUUCUAGUGAGCUGGAAUUUCCAUAACACAUUAGCUAUUCAAAUAGUUGCUGUGCAAACCAAUACAUUUAGCAUAGUGGCACAAAUAAUUUGGAACACUGUAUUGAAAUCAGACAAAUGCCCUCCAUUGUGAUAUUUCACUACCUGCUGAAAACAUUUUUAUUUUGUCGGGUGUUCUUAAAAGAAUUAAUUUGAUUUGGUGUUGGUAAUGUGUUCUCUACUUUAUGUUCUUAGAAUUUUAAGUUGUUUAAUUAUUGUAUGCUGCCAUGAUUUUUUUGGGGGGGGGGGAGAUGACAGUUUAUAAGUAUUUUUAUCAAUAAUAAAUUAACUUUAAAUCCUAAGAUAAUAAGCAACCAAUAAAUAUCUCACUCUGUCAUCGUCUCCUUUCUCCCUGUUCUCUGCAUUGUUCAACUAAUUAUUCCCUCUGUUUCUGAUGCUCAGGCACAAGUGCCUGUUACGUAGGUAGCCAAAAUGGCAACUCUCAUGCACAAGAGGAAAGUAUCAGCAGACUUGACAAAGCCCUGAGAUUUUCUUACGUACAAAAAUUAUGGUGAAAAGCUCCUGAGAGGAGGGGCAACCCCAAACACAGCUCAGGGGAGACUGAGCAUGCUCAGUGGUCAGAGAAUACAAAAUAACUGUGGGGAGGUGAACAGCAAGCCAUGCAUGAGGGGAGGGUGGGAUGUAUUGGGCUGUUGAAGGACAUGGCUGACUGGAAUAGUGAAAACGCCACACUGAAACAUUUUGUUGCCGGUCCCACCUGUCUCUUUCUGAGGCUUGGAAGGUUCCUGCCAAUCAUAAGCAACGCCUCACAAAGUGGGUGGGAGCAGGAGUACUACUUUUUUUUAGCAAUACUCAAAAGUCAUGCCAGUUGUGAAGUUGACAAACUUUCCCUCUCUUUCCCACCCCUCUUGUGUUUAGCCCUUCACUCAGGUUCAUCGGAUCAACAAUGAUUGGGAACAUGGGCGCUACCAGGAAUGCUUCCCAUCUCUUCUUGGUGCUUUUAUCACUCCUGAUCGGGCUGCCUGUUGUGGCAGCUAUGGAUACGGGCGAUGCAUUAGCCCUACUCCUGGUUAUGUUUCUUAGUUGCAUUGGAUUAUGUGCCUGCCUGGGCUUAUAUGCGAGGAAACGCAACGGAGAGCUAUGACUGAAGAAAAAGAUGUCCCGGUCAAGCAUAGCUACCUUGUUUGAUGAGUUUCUGGCUGUUUCCAAUACUGGAGUGCGACUCAUCAAAUCCUUAUUGCCAUGUGGUGUUCAGGAACAAGGACUGUGUCUGACUGGAAGAUUUUGGAGAAUUGCACCCCACGCUCAUAGGAAGACAAAUAUUUAAUAUUUCCUGGGAUUAAGAUGCUGCCUUAAAAGGGGGGAGUCUUGUUUUGAUUGAAUAGGGGAAAUUAUCAUUUCUGAAUGUGAAUUUAUAUUAACUGAGGUGCAGUGGAGAAUUUGUGGUGGGGAGGAGAGGCAGUCUGGAUGGAGAUUAGUGUAAAGAAACACCAGACUAUACAGCAUUGGAGAAUAAAUAAAGACGCAGAACUAGUUCAUUUAGAAACUACUUUGAUUAGCUUCCUGUGAUUAAAUGUGUAUCUCUUUUAACUUUCCCCAAAUUAAUAUAUAUAUAUAUAUAUGUUUGUUUGUGGUUAGGUCAAGCUACUGUGUACCUUCCUAGUUUUGUUAUGUAUUCAUUUUGGGACCGUCCUGGUAUAGGUAAUUUUGCAGAUUUGGGUUGUUUUCGGGUACAAUCUAUUGGGAGCAUAUGUUACGCAAGCUUUGUUGAAGCACAAUUAUGGGUUUUUUUCUGGUAUGCUUCCUUUUCUUAAUUUCAGUAGAACUUGCAUGAAAGUUUCUGAUAGAUUAGGCUCUCAAUUGUUCAAUCAAAAUAUUUCCAGGGGAGGAUGUUUGAAUGACCAAAUAUAUUUUCUAUAUAUCCUUUUUUAUUACGAUGUUUUAUUGUUUGCAGUGUCAUGUUCAGUAUUUUAAAGAUACUCACUGUGGUGGAAGCUUUCAGUAUUUUAAAGGUGUUUAACAAGGUUAAGGGUCACUGAUAACUCAACCAGAUGAUUAUCCUGGGUCUUCAGGUGUAACUAAAUCAAUAAACUCCACAAGUUGUAUGGUUUAAAUGGCAGCAUGCAAGCUUUCUUAGUUUGUGUGCUUAAUUCUUCAGGGCUUGAGGAGAAAGUCUGUCUAAAUUUAGUCAAGAUCCUAACUGAAUCCAGUGCUUAAAAAAGAAAGAAACCAACAAAUAGGGAUAGUGGGCUAGCCAUGCUUAGCUAGAUCUUGUAAGGCAGUUGUUGCUUUGUGUUACGCAACUGGAAGAGUCUGAACAUGGCAUAAUAUAAUUAAGUCAGGAAUAAGCAUGGGUAGGCAACCACUGACCCUCCCAAUGUUGAGCCACAUUUUCUGUCAUCCUUGUCCAUGCUGGCUAGGGUUCCAACAAAAUCUGGAGCUCUGCAGGUUCCUUGAACCUUUUCCAGUUGAAGGACCUUCAGUCUUUGGUCCCAAGAGCCCAGUAGGUAUGUUUGCUGUGAGAUUGUAUGAAGCUUUGCUCUUUUGCAGAGGCAAGAUCUAGUCACAGUAAUGUCAACCUAAGGAGGCAGGACAGAAUAGGAACAACAGAUUUACAGGUUGGCAGUCUUGGUGAGCGACUCCAGAACUUGUAGGAGGCCACUAGAAAUGGGUUACAGAAGACUGAAACCACAGAGGCAGGGUGCACCUCUGCUUUCCUCUGCCAUUACAAGCAGCUGUGUUUGGUAGCACCGUGUUUGACCCUUUGGAGUUGUUGCAAGUCUGACUUGCAGAGAAGAAUCAGCCGUAGCAUUUAAACAAAGAGCCUCUGAGCUGCGUUCUGGUAUCUUUGUGGUAACGUUUCAAGAUGUUGAUGAGAGAAGGUUGAGUGGGUUAUGAAGCUUUGUCUGUUACUGAUCUUGCAGUCUGCCUUUCUUUUGUAUUGGGUCUCAUGCAGGCCUGAUGUACAUAGGGUAAACAUAAACAUCCAUCAAGGGCAAACCUUCCUGCUGCAGCUAUUGGCCAGCUGGUUUUCAUUUACUGCAUAUUUUUCUAGUUUCAAAGUCACUAGAAUACGCUUUCUAAGGUCCUUGCUCUAGCUUUCUCUCCCAGUAAAUUGUCUCAAGGCAAAAAAGUGGCGUAGCAUCUAGCAAGCAUCACCAAGAGGUAUGGUACAAGGAGUCUUCCUAAAACUUCACUCCCCACUUUUGAAAUCAACUCUAUUAGCAUGCAUUCAAGAAAUUCUGAAAUGUAUCUGUUUGUGUCCCUCCACUCAUGAAAGACUCUUUAAUCCACUUGAGGAGCUUUUCCCAAAUUUGGGUCUCCAGCUGUUUUCGAGCUAAGAUUCCCAUCAUCCCUGACCACUGGUCUUGCCAGCUAGGGAUGAUGGGAGUUGUAGUCCAAAAACAAAUUUGUGAAACCCUGCGUUGGAGGCUUUAGUGAAUAGAAGUGAGAGUUGAUGCUCACUUACUCUCUUCCCCCGAUAGCCCCUACUGUAAAUUUGCUUCAGGGGGUGGGAGCCCUUUGGAAUAGUGUGGGAAGGGGUACAGGGGGCUGCAGAAGAAAGAGAAAAUUCGUAAAAGCCGUCUGCCUCCUUCCUUUCACUGAAAGAAUUUUGGGGAGCCAAGAACUUUCCAUGAGCAGAGGAACACAAUUUUAUACAAUCCAAAGGCUUUCCCAGCCGUGGUUCAAUACAGCUUAAAUGUUGUAGGUCACCGUAGAGAUUCACUUUGGUUGCUUCUCAGUGUGUUCCUUUAAUGUGAGAAUCACUGGGUAUGUGACUUCUGUAUGAUAACCCUUUCUAAAGGAAGCCAGAGGGCAGCUGUCUUUUUUUCAUCGCCUAGUAGGGAAUAUGAAGCCAAAGAAAAAGUGUCGUUUUCCUUUCCGUGGUUUGUUUUUGUGCAUUGUUGAAUUAGUUUUUCCUUACACAAGCGUUAUACUUGCAACCCUGAAAAUGCUAUCCAUUUUCAGAACAGGCCUUUGAUCAAAACAAUAGGUUCUCUCUGUGCCCCUUCAUUUGGUAUCUCGGUUCUUACAAGCUACAAGAACAAAACCUUGGCAGUUGCGCUUGCUAGCCUGUGAGAUUCUCCUCCCACCCCAGUUUUGUUUCUCCUCAUAUUUUUAAUAAAAAAUAUUCUUUUCAUUCUCUUUAUUUGAGUGACUUGGUUGUGGCAGAAGUGGAGUAAUUAAUUGCAAAUGGCAAUAAUUGGAAAUACUACUUUUUCUUGUUAUUGGUCUCAGGCUGUGAAUUAAUUCUUUUUUGGCAACUUCUCUAAUGUGUUAUAAAACCUGACUGCCCACAUUGUUAAUCCCUUUUAUUUAAAUAGUGCAGCAGGCAUAGGCUCCUGAAUUUUUCAGGGUUGGGGCCCCUGUGUGAGAUAAGACCUUUUGCCUUUGUGCAGCAGUGUACGUGGAAUUUUUGGUUAUGAAAUUCAUUUGCAAACACUUUCAUUAGGGUGACAUGCAGGGGCUGUUUUAACCUUCCCCAGAUCACACAAUUAAAUUCCAUUCCCCUCACUUCAAUAGUCUCUUAACCCUGGUUAUUGAGAGACAGCCUAAAUGAAAAGAUUUACAACUAUAUUCGCAAGAUGCUCAAACUCUGGCACAUCUCCAGUGGAGGGAAUUUUAUAGUUGUGGGCAGACACAGAGAAUCCUUCUCUGCACAUCUUUCUCACAUUGUCAUUUGGCACAGAUGGUAUCCUUGGGUUCUUGGUUGAUGCUAGACGCAUUGGGAAAUAAACAUUUUGAAGUGUGCGCGUGAGGUUUUUACCAUUUUUUGAUCUAACACUCUCCCCACCCCACCCCACAUGAAAUGAGUCCAUGCUCUAGUGCAAAUCAUGGUGUUUUGCCAAUGCGUUAUGUGCUGUGUCCCUCCCACCUGUGGUCCCAAAGGGGGAGCCCCUUGACAUCCCUAACACCCUGGGCCACUUUAUGCAUUAAACAGGCAAUUCAAGACUGGAAAUGUACUCUGUAAUUGUGCAUAUGUUAAACUAAUGAAAAGAGAUGGGUUGUUUUUUUUAAAGACCCACUGUUGCGAGAGCAUUCUAAGUUGAUUUAUUGAAGCAUGCAAAUGUCUUUUUCUUGUAUGUUUAAAAAGUGUAUUAUACAAAAUAGAUAUCUGUACAUUUAUUAGGAAUCUCUUCACUUCUGCUAUCUAAAAGCUUCCCAUUGCCCUCCUGUUGCUGAAAUCAAGAGGCUGCCCCAUUUUGGAUUUUUUUAAAGAAAGAAAGAAAUGCUUCAGCAUGUGUGCUUCAUGUAUAUGCUUAGAAACCAAAGAAAGAAUGCAAAAUUUUAUUACUUUUUAAGUAGUACUUGAGUGGUCUAAGGCCCUGGCUCACAAGUUUAUGUAAAUGUAUAGUAUUUUUAUUUACUUACGUAACAGAAUUCAUAUUCCACUUAACUGCAAAAGCCUCUAAGCAAUUUACAUAAAAUGCACAUUAGAAUUAUCAAUAAAAAGUCAGAAGUUAAGAACAAGUAGACUUAAAAAUUCAAAAUGUAAAUAAAACAAGCAGUU
Molecule: messenger RNA, 8069 nt
Organism: Podarcis lilfordi (Lilford's wall lizard)
Lineage: Eukaryota; Metazoa; Chordata; Lepidosauria; Squamata; Lacertidae
Source: the annotation of a GenBank genome assembly